Molecule: messenger RNA, 4367 nt
Organism: Drosophila kikkawai
Lineage: Eukaryota; Metazoa; Arthropoda; Insecta; Diptera; Drosophilidae
Gene: Lim1
Product: LIM homeobox 1
Biological process (GO): neuron differentiation; regulation of transcription by RNA polymerase II
Cellular component (GO): nucleus
Molecular function (GO): RNA polymerase II transcription regulatory region sequence-specific DNA binding; DNA-binding transcription factor activity, RNA polymerase II-specific; zinc ion binding
Source: RefSeq, a predicted model, not a curated record
GUGCCGUCCGCUUUGCCGUCGCCGUUUGGCGUUUUCCGUUUUCAGUUUUUGUUUGACGUUCGCGAAGCGCUGCAAACGCACGCAAAACGGGAAUACAAACGCUCCGCCACGCUAACGCCAAUGUCGAUUUAGCGUUUACCGUUAGGUCAGCUGAUUCCGCCGCGCAAAGAAUAGCCGCAGAUCACCAGCAACCUGGAAAAUACGAAAUUCAAUUUUUUUGCAAGUGAUUCGAAGCAACAGCAGCAACAGCACAAGAAUACGAAUAAGAAGCAUUCAAAGCAAGCAACAAAACAAAGGAAAUUUGAAAAAGUGAAGUGAUUGGAAUAAGGAGUAAAUUACAAGAAGAGAAGCAUAAUAUACACAACGACUAAAUGCUACAAAUCGCAAAAUAACGGCGUUUCGCGCUUUGUUUUUGUUUUUACUGAAAUUGCCGCCGGCACACACGUGGUGCUAUCUCGCUUUCCUCGCCCCCUCCGCUCCGAAACCGCUCCACUCGCUCUCUGUUGAUGCGCGCUUACCGUUAAGUGUGCAAGUGCGGAUCCCCGCGUUCUCUCUCUUCCUUCGCUGUCUCCUCUUCUCGCUCUCACACACUCCCACGCGCUCGUGCCCCUACCACGCACACACCUACACAUUACUGAGGCUCAGACACACGCACACAGACCCCAUAACAUACGCACCGUUAUUUUUGGAGACUUAACCCACUGACGGCCCUUCAAAAAAAAGAAAGAAAAAGGAAGAAGCCGAAAAAAGGUCGCAAAGGCGCCCAAAACUUAACCCCCCUGACAAAAAAGCGUAAAAGAACUCCAUAUAUAAUAUCCCCCGGCAUCAAAAUAUUCGACAACAAAAUUCUCACCGAGGCCUCGAAAGCGCCCCUGAGGGCCGUCGCACUGGCGUCAUUUCUGGGCGACGGGUUCGCCGCCCUCGGUAGCCGCGCCCCCCCGCCCAAGGACCAUCUGAUGGCGUUUGGGGCGGUACUGCACACCAGCCAGCACAAUAUCGGUCGCAGUGAACCGCCUGUUGGCGUGGGCGAUCCCUGUGCCGGUUGCAAUAAGCCCAUCCUGGACAAGUUCCUGCUGAAUGUCCUGGAACGCGCCUGGCAUGCCUCCUGCGUACGCUGCUGUGAAUGCCUUCAACCGCUAACCGACAAAUGCUUUAGCCGCGAAUCGAAGCUCUACUGUCGCAACGAUUUCUUCAGACGUUAUGGCACCAAGUGCAGUGGCUGUGGCCAGGGUAUUGCGCCGUCGGAUCUAGUGCGAAAGCCCAGGGACAAGGUAUUCCAUCUAAAUUGCUUCACCUGCUGCAUAUGCCGCAAGCAGCUGAGCACAGGUGAGCAGCUUUAUGUGCUGGACGACAAUAAGUUCAUCUGCAAGGACGACUAUCUGUUGGGCAAGGCGCCAUCCUGCGGCCAAAAUUCGCUGAGCGAUUCAUUAAUGGGCUCGGCGAGCGAAGACGAUGACGAUGACGAUCCGCCGCAUUUAAGGGCCACGGCCCUUGGCUUGGGCGUUUUGGGGCCCAAUGGACCCGACUCAGCGGGCGGACCUUUGGGCACAUCGGAUAUAUCAGUACAAAGCAUGAGCACCGAUAGCAAAAAUACCCAUGACGAUUCGGAUCAGGGCUCCUUGGAUGGCGAUCCGGAUGGACGCGGCGAUUCCCAGGCGGAGAACAAAAGUCCCGACGAUGCCAAUGGUUCAAAGCGACGCGGUCCGCGCACCACCAUCAAGGCCAAGCAGCUGGAGGUGCUCAAGACGGCCUUCAAUCAGACGCCGAAGCCGACACGGCACAUCAGGGAGCAACUGGCCAAGGAGACGGGUCUGCCCAUGCGCGUUAUACAGGUGUGGUUCCAAAACAAACGAUCGAAGGAGCGACGCAUGAAGCAAAUCACCAGUAUGGGUCGUCCUCCUUUCUUUGGUGGCGCCCGCAAAAUGCGUGGCUUCCCCAUGAACUUAUCACCCGGCGGCCUGGACGAUGGACCCGGUUUCCCCUAUUUUGCGGCGGAUGCCAAGUUUGAGUUCGGUUACGGUGGACCCUUUCACCCGCACGAUGGUCCCUACUUUCCCGGACAUCCUGGAGGACCCAUGCCAUUCAAUGCGCCAGGCGGCCCCAUGGACCACAGCGGCCCCAUUCCGAUGGUUAACGAAUUCGGACUGACGCCCGAAUCGACGUUCCUGGGCCAGGCGGGUGCUCCGCCAAUGCAACUGCAGUCCGCCGUCGGCGUUGGCGUUGGUGUUGGAGUUGGACCGCCGCCGCCUCCGCCACCGCCGAGUGCCGAGCAUCUUAUGGCCGCUGCCGCAGCGGCGCAGCAACAGGCGGCGGCGCAGCAGCAGCAGCAGAAUGCGCAACAAGCGGCGAAUCAAACGCAACAGCAACAGCAGCAACAACAACAGCAGCAGCAGCAGCAACAACAAAAUGGCCCCCGAACCAAUUCGCCGGAGUUCAUGAGUUCGGCGAAUUUCAGCGAACCGCAGAAUAUGCAAAAUGAAGGGCUCGUUUGGUAAUAUACGAAACAGUUGGCAACGCGGCUGAGAGGGCUGCUGCGAGUGAGCGAGGAGUAGAGAGAGCGGCGGCGGCGGUGAAGGAAGAAAAAACCCGCCCCCACGAAGGCCGCAACCACUAUGGCCGUCUCGCUCUGUUUGCCGACUCGGCCAACUGGAGAGCAGCUGAGAGCGAGACAGAGUCACAAGAAGCGCCGGCGAGAGAGGCCCCAAAAGAGAGAGAGACCGAAAGAGAGAUGGGGGAUACUUGGAGUCGUUUGGCUGGCGCUGCUCUCUCAGCCGCUCAGCUGCUGCUGCUGCGUUUUGUUUUUGUUAUACUUUAUUAUUAUUAUAAUAACUGUGCUAUUUUUUUUUUUGUAUUUCAAAUUCGGCGCCAAAAUAUUUGUAAAUUAUAAAAUACCUAAAGGAAAAACACAAAAUAGACAAAGAAAAGCUCUCUAAAUGUAAAAAAAAACACUAAAAACGCUAAAAAGCAUAUGAAUGGGCGCUGCACAUAGUAAACAAUUUUUUUUUAAUAAAAAAAAAAAAAACAAAUGAAAAAACAACUCUUACACAAAAGUAAAAAAAAAGAAAACACUAAAAGAAUUAAACCACUAAACGUCUUGUCUGUAAUUUAUAAACAAAACAAAAAACUAUUUAUGUGUAUCAGUGUAUAAAUACUACUAAAAAAAAAGCAAAAAACUUAAAAAAAAAAAACUAAAAAUCUGUAGCCACAAAAAAAUCUCCAUAAAGAUUAUAUAUAUAUAUAUUUUUUUUUUUUUGUACAUUAGCACAUUUUAUUCGUAACUCUAAAAUUGUUUUCUAUUUUUUGCCUGCAUUUUUUUUAACGACACCUUUUUUAUAUUAUUAUAAAAUAUGGAUAUAAAUAUAUAUAUUAUAUAAUCGUUGUCUAACAACAUAAACGUAACUAGGCAUGUACUUGUGUAGUUUCACCUAGAUUCUAAGUCUAUAUAAAUACCAGAUAUAUACAUAAAUAUAUAUAUACAAGCAGCUAUAAAAAACGGCACACACACGUACACGGAAAUAUAAAAAACAGAACAGUAAAGAGAAAACUAAGCGGGGAAACCUAAAAAAACCGAAAAAAACACAUAGCAAACUAAACUAAACUAUUUUUUUUUUUUUUUUUUGUGGUCUUAGCGAGUAAGCGAACGUAAUUUAUUAUAAACAAAUGAAGUGAGGAGGAGGCGGAGGCGGAGGAGAAGGAGAACGGGAUGCUCGAGGAGAAGAAACUAAAUGUAAACCUAGAAAAGGAUGACACCUAAACACAAUUCGACAUAUACACUAGCGAUAUGUAUAUGUAUAUGGGCAUAACUAUAUGAAUUUCCAAUUAUAAUGAUAUAGCAAGCGAUAUGAGAGAUAAAGAAACAAAAAAUAAAAAAAGAAAACAUUAAAAAACAAGGAGAAUAAAAGCAAAAAAUACAAGAAAAUCCCCCAAGCUAACAAUUUUGCGUUUUUAAUUGAUAUUAUUAUUAUGGAUUAUUAUUAUUAUUAUUAAUUAUUGUAAAAAGUAUUUAGUGUUAGCAUAAUGCGUAAGUUUAUUAACAACAACUAAAUGAAGAAGCCCCAAAAAACAACACACAGACAACUAAAUCCCUAUAUUCAUCAAGCGAUAAACAAAAACAAUAUAAUAAAAUGUGCAAAGAGCAUAAACAAAAGUGAAUUAUAAUAAUAAAUAAAAAUAAAGAAUGGGCAAGGUAUUCGCAAAAGUUAGCAAACGAGAGAAGGCAAGAGUGGUGAGGAGAGGAGAGGCGGGAAAAUCAAUAAUAAAUAAAAACAAAUUGUUAACAAAAACCUAAAAUAUAUAAAAACAAAAAAAUGCAACAUGAACCAGACGAUGAUGAAGAGCAACAAACAAAAAUGGAAAUGAAAGAAACA